CCAGCACUUUCACAAUGGAACGACGCGUGCCAAAUGCGAGGUCGAAACAAGGCACUGUCGUUGAGCAGAAGCAAAGAUUUCUCCAAACCAGGAAACACAUUCUAUCGCGUCCAAUACCGCCAUCAGAACGGUUGCGCACUCUUGCGCAAGAUGGUGGCAUUGAGCUCAGUGUCAUGAAAGGCGUGCUUGAUAAAGUCAACCGCGACCUCAAACAACACUCGCGAAAAGUCUACAGCCGCCAAAUGAUCGAGCACGUCGUCGAGCAAAUAGACAUACUAUACUGGGACUCCGGCGCGCAACACGCCGACGACGACAACGAAGACGCAAACACUUCCUCCGACGCCCCCGAAAACGACGCGCACACCCUCUACCAAAACGACGACCUAACCCUCGACGAGAACAUCGCAAAGCUACCACCCACAUGGCCCGACCACUCCGCCGAAAUCACACAAGACGAAUACCUCUCCUCCGUAUCCCGCCUCCAAGAACUCUCUGCACAUCGACAGACCCUUCAGAACCGGCUCGAUACAUACCGCACGCUGCUAUCGCUGCUAGAACCGUACCGUAACCCCAAAGAGAAUAUACAGCCGAAUCUGGUGUGGAAAGAUGCGCCGCUUGCGCCGGAGCUGGCAAAGACGCGCACGCUGGCGAUACGUGUUGCGGCGCGUGUCGAGGAGAAGUUUGGGGAUGUGCAGGUUCCUUCUACGGCGGAGGGUGACGAGGAUGUUGAUAUGGAGGGGUUGGAGGAUGAAGGGAGAAGGAAAGUGGAUGCGGUGCUGGCGAGUUGGUAGGACUGUCCAAACUUGCCUGGUUUGCUUUUGGGAGUUUACUUCGGCGUUUGGAUAUGAUACCCCAGGUUCAUCAACUCGCUUCCAGCAGCCCCACAAAACAUCAUCACUACCACAAGCCGUCUCUAGGACCUAGGCCUUUACCCCCGUUUUCCCCCUCUCCUCCACCGUCCUCGCCAUCUCAUCCCCAACCCCCGACCCCAUCGCCUUAAACCCCUCAACCACACCCCGCUGAUCCCCGACCCCC
Alternaria rosae is the source of this 1035-nucleotide messenger RNA. Its product is annotated as kinetochore Sim4 complex subunit Fta4. The record is from RefSeq and is a predicted model, not a curated record. Bases 15 to 791 code for a protein of 258 amino acids. Gene Ontology annotation, cellular component: Mis6-Sim4 complex. The transcript has 3 exons. NCBI's taxonomy places the organism in Eukaryota, Fungi, Ascomycota, Dothideomycetes, Pleosporales, Pleosporaceae.